This is a messenger RNA of Odontomachus brunneus, 2712 nucleotides long. RefSeq names its product mitochondrial amidoxime reducing component 2-like. The coding region runs from base 429 to 1352 and encodes 307 amino acids. The record is from RefSeq and is a predicted model, not a curated record. The transcript is spliced from 6 exons. NCBI's taxonomy places the organism in Eukaryota, Metazoa, Arthropoda, Insecta, Hymenoptera, Formicidae.
UUAACCGUCUUAAAGAUAUACAAAUCAUCACAAUACCGACGAGCGAGCGAAGUGGAGCAAGAACAGUUUGAAAUCGUCGCGAGGUCUUGGCUAGUCGAACACGAGAUUAAGAAGCAUCUAUGCACAUAAUUCAUUACACUGACGUUAAGGAACGAAUAAUUAUCUGUUAUUAUCGCACAAUGGGUAUUUUACGAUAUCGUCAAAAAGAUAACGACAAAAUACGAAUAAAAGAUGAAUGGAGUUUCGGCAACGGAAAUGCAUUACAUCAAACAACCAUCUUGCCGUGACGUUUCAGAGAGAAUGCGGUUUUCAAUAAGAACGCUGGCAAUUUCAAACAGCAGCAAUCGCUAAUUAUUCGCAUACGUUCAAUUAUUUUGUCAUUCUUUUCCACAAAGAAAUGGAAGUUAUCUUGCGAAUUUAAGAAACUAAUGCAGAAUCUCACCAUAUUGAAGAAAUACCAUAAGCGACACAUUAAUAAUCCUUCCUUAAAGUGGCGCAAAGUUGGAGUAGUGAAGCACUUAUUCGUGUAUCCACUGGUAAAUGUGGCCACUGCGCAGAAUGUUAUGUCGUGUUAUAUUCAUCGCAACGAAAUAGUUGGAUGUAACAAUGGAGUACCAAUACGAAAUCAUAUGUUUGUAGUGUACGACGAGAAGACCAAUAUAAUUGAAACAGACAAUGAGAUGCAUAAUUUUACAAACAUGAUAAUCUCAAUAAAAGAUGAAAAUACAAUAAUACUGAAAGAUGUAAAUGUGGAAAGCAUGCCUCUGGUUUUAAAGAACUUCGUGGUCGAUAAAAACCGUAAGACAUGUAUAAUGUCAUUCGCUCAUGAAUUUUUAGUCAAAGUAGAAGUCUCAGACUGCGGCCAAAUGGCGGCCGAGUGGCUUAAGAGCUACACCAAAAACUGGAAUUUGCGUUUGGGAUACUUAUUACGCGAUUUAAAGCCACAAAAAACAUUUAUGCACCAAUACCACAGCUUAAAUUUGGAAAAUCAGAAUUGCAAAAAUAUGAUGAUACCCUUCGAAAAUAUUCCGUGUUUGACGUUAUUAUCAAGCACAUCGUUCAAAGAAGUAGAGAAAAUAUUACCAUACACUUCGCUGCAAAUGUUACGUCCAAACAUUUUUAUUUCGACUUUUGAAAAACCGUUCAAUGAGAUAAAGUGGCAAGAGAUCAAAAUUGGAAAUGCGAUCUGCAAUAAUGUCAAACCGUGGAAAAGAUCGAAGUCACAAAUCAACUUUACAGACAUGUCCAUAGAUAUGAAAAAGGAAAAGAUGUUACUGCAUUGCGAAGUACUAUUCCCGUGGCCGGUGAAAGAAGGCGAUAAUGUGUACGUCCUCGAGGAAGAAGACAAUUAGCUUUAAAGAUAUUUAGAGAAUUUCAGAUUAAUUAUUUUUUUUUAUUUAAUUUCUUUGAUUACCUAGACAAUUGUUCGCGUGAUGCAAAAGCGAUAAUGUAAUGCGCGUGCACUGAAAAAAAGGCUUUGUAACAGUUAACAAAUGCAUUUGGUUAAGCGUUUCAGUACAAUAUUUAUAAGUGUAACUGGUAUCAUGUAUAGUAAUAUUACCAUAUAACCAUCUGGUAAUGAUUACAAGACAAUUAGUAACACAAAUUGUUCAUUUAUUUGAAUUAAUUAAAUUAUUUAGUAAAUUUAAUACCAAAUAAUUUGGUAAUAAUAACUGAAUAGUUUGACUGUUAAAUAUUUAGUUAUUUUGCAUAUAUAUCUUAUAAUGUAAUAUAUGAUGUUACUAAACAAUAAGUUUUGUUUAACGAACGGCUUGGUGAUGCGUAUUACAUAAAUUCGUAAGUCGCCAAGCCUUAACAAGAUACCAAGUUUUACUAAAAUUAUUUAUAAAUAUUUACAAAGUUAUUUAUUUAUAUUCAUCUACACGUUUAGUUGAAACCACUUAACCAAAGCAUUUAACUAAUUAUUAUCCAGGCUUAAUGAUUGCGAAACCUUUUUUCAAUGUGAGUAAAGAUGUGAAAAAUAAGUUGAACGUGUAGAAUAAGCAUUUCUUGUUAAUACUUUUGUUCUUUGGAGAAAAAUGUUUAGUAGAAAUUGCUGUGACAUUCUUAGUUGCUUUUGCAAUUAACCGCGCAAAAUACGUGAAAAGUAAAGGGAUCGAUUAACAUGCAUUGGAUGGUCAAAUGCGACUAAUAAUGUAUGAAAAUGACAAAGAUAGAUAGAAAUCCCGAAUUAAUUUAAUUAACAUUGAAUACUGACAAAAUACUUCAAAGUUAUUGAUAUCAAAUAAUAUUGUUAUUGGAAUUAUUAAUAUUGUUAUGCGACAAUAUUUUUUAACACAUUCUGUCAAACUUUAAAAGAGAUCUAUGAUCUUGUUUUUAGUCAUUCUGUUGUCGUUAAGAGAAUACGCUUUUAAGACGAGUAUCUUGAAACACAUGAAAUAAUAAUAUUAAAAGUUAUUCAUGUUAAUAAAAAAAUAAGCAAUCAGAAAAUAGAUAAUGCCGAUUAUCGAUUUUCCCAAUUUUAAUAAGAAAAACUUGAAGCUUUCUAUAAGAAAGUCGCAUUUUACUAUAUUAGCUUCAACUUAGAUUUUUACACAUAUCGCUUACUAUGCAUUGUCAAAUUACCGUCAAGAGCAUCAUUCUCUUUAACAGGUACAGAUUUAUUGGUAUAAUUACAAAUAUAUAUACAUAUAUACGUAUGCUAUACAUACUAAUUAUUCAAAAUUCAAUAAAUCAUCAUUAAAAAUUUGA